GAGAAGCAUAGUACUAGAAAAGACUCCACUCACAGAAACGACGGCAGCGGCUGAAGCAACAGCAGCAGCCACUAAGUAACGUGAUUACAGCUCUAUUAGCUCUGCUAGAGAGACAGACCUAGAUACGGAGUGGCUAAUUCGGUGGAGAGAAGAGGAAUACUAUAUAUGAAAGGUCUGCUUGCGAUCAUCUAUGGAACACAGAAGCGAUGCGGCGGCUGAUUCCCAGGUAACUGACCUGCGUAAAGAAGUUACGCAUUGUCAGUUCAAUUGUCGGGCACGAAAAGGGACUCAGCACAAUGCUUGAGAUGAAUUGACAGGCAGUCAAAUUCAACCUAAACUGCUCUCAGUUGACCAACAUGCACUGGAGCGAAAAAUACACAAAUACCACUGACAAAUACCAGUGCCAAACCAUCCCCUUUAAGUCUUCUAUCUGCAAUCCACACUGUUUAGCGGACAGACUUUGUUGACCUCACAUGAUUGGAUCCCUAAGGAUCUAAGAGGACCAAUGAUGGGCUGGGACAACAUGACGAAGAUGACCAAUGAGACUGUCCUUGGCGGGCCGCCCUACAGCCUCCAGAUCUCGUUGCCCCUAACGAUCCUUGUCGGGAUGCUCAUCCUAUUGACCAUUUUCGGCAAUGUCUUAGUUGUCAUUGCCGUGUUUACAAGUCGGGCCCUCAAGGCCCCUCAGAACCUCUUCCUUGUUUCCUUGGCGUCGGCUGACAUUUUGGUCGCCACGCUUGUCAUGCCCUUCUCUUUGGCCAAUGAACUCAUGGGCUACUGGUACUUCGGUAAAGUCUGGUGCGAGAUAUACUUAGCCUUGGACGUCCUUUUUUGCACGGCGUCCAUAGCACACCUUUGCGCCAUUAGCCUGGACCGGUAUUGGUCCAUAACCCAGGCUAUCGAGUAUAACCUGAAACGGACGCCACGCAGAAUCAAGUGCAUUGUUGUCAUCGUGUGGGUCAUCGCCGCGGUGAUCUCCUUCCCGCCACUCAUCUCCAUGGAGAAGGAGCGGGACAAAGAGGAAGGGCCGGUGUGCAAGAUCAACGAGGACAGGUGGUACAUCAUCUCUUCCUGCAUUGGCUCUUUCUUUGUCCCCUGUUUCAUCAUGGUCCUCGUUUACAUCCGGAUUUAUCAGAUCGCCAAGAAACGGACACGAGCACCGCCAGGUGACCGCAAACCCAAAACGGCCGCUUCGGUGUCACCGGCAGCCAGCAAGAAGGAGAAUGGGGCCGGGGGUGACCAGCAAGCUUGCGUCGAGGAGCUGAAAGGAGAGGAACGACGAAGGGAGGAGGACGAACAGGGAGAAGAGCCACGAGACGGGGACGGGGAUGAACACCAAAGAGAGGAAGGAGAGAGAGAGGGACAUGAAGACCGGGGGGAGGAAGAGAAAGGAGAGCUAAACGGCGUGGACCUGGAUGAUUCCUCGUCUUCCGAUCACAGGGUCAACAACCCCUGUUCCAUCAAGAAGAAGAAACACAAGGCGAAAACCAAACUGAGCCAGGUCAAACCAGGAGCGGACCACCCGGCACUGGUGCCCCAACUGGUGGGCCGACAGAGCCCCAAGGGGAGUCGAUGGAAGGGGAGGCAGAACCGGGAGAAGAGGUUCACCUUCGUCCUUGCUGUUGUCAUUGGGGUUUUUGUCAUAUGCUGGUUCCCUUUCUUUUUCACAUACACCCUGAUGGCGCUUUGUGGCUCGUGUCACGUGCCGGACACACUGUUCAAGUUCUUCUUCUGGUUCGGCUACUGUAACAGUUCGGUGAACCCGAUCAUCUACACCAUAUUCAACAAUGACUUCCGGCGGUCUUUUAAAAAGAUCCUGUGCAGGGAUAAAAGACGAAUGGUAUGAUUGGAAUUUCUUUGUGCUGUUCAUCAUUUGUACGUUGUUUUUUUUUUAUUUUUUACAAAUUGUGCAUGGCUGAAUCCUUGGCUUUAAAAAACAAUGUACUUACCUGUGACAAAGUAUCCUAACGUCUUGUGUUGCAAAAGCAUCCGGGGGGAAAGGCUUGAACCUACUACAGUACAUGCAGUUAAAGUAUUGAAGUGUUGUUUUUCAAAAGGUUGGCUGGACCACAGCUCGAAAAACAGACCCCUGUGUGUAAAGACUUAAAAAUAAAAAAGGCCAACCAUUCCGGCAAUAUAGUAUUCUACCAUUAUAUGUUGAUGUUGACAUCAUGCCGUCUCCCUGUCAGCCACCUGUGUGAUUUUUCCGUUGUUUCUGAAUCUGAUGCACACUGCCAUUUUAUAUGAGCACGCUACAACAGAGAUUUGGGUCACAGUGGUCAUGUUCAGAAUAAACAUAUC
Molecule: messenger RNA, 2301 nt
Organism: Esox lucius (northern pike)
Lineage: Eukaryota; Metazoa; Chordata; Actinopteri; Esociformes; Esocidae
Gene: adra2a
Product: adrenoceptor alpha 2A
Exons: 2
Coding region: 506-1846 (446 amino acids)
Biological process (GO): adenylate cyclase-activating adrenergic receptor signaling pathway
Cellular component (GO): membrane
Molecular function (GO): adrenergic receptor activity
Source: RefSeq, a predicted model, not a curated record